Sparassis crispa is the source of this 1503-nucleotide messenger RNA. Its product is annotated as Aldehyde dehydrogenase. Bases 1 to 1503 code for a protein of 500 amino acids. The transcript has 12 exons. Gene Ontology annotation, molecular function: aldehyde dehydrogenase (NAD+) activity. The record is from RefSeq and is a predicted model, not a curated record. NCBI's taxonomy places the organism in Eukaryota, Fungi, Basidiomycota, Agaricomycetes, Polyporales, Sparassidaceae.
AUGCCCGACACAUUCACCUACCAAUUUGACACUGCGGCGUAUAAGGGGACCGUUACUGUUCCUCUUGGUCUCUACAUUAAUGAUGAAUUCGUGGACCCAGUUGAAGGGGGGACAAUCGAUGUCGUGAAUCCCGCGACCGGCAAAAUUGUUACAUCCAUUGCGGCGGGUACGAAGGCAGACAUCGACCUCGCAGCUCACGCAGCACGAACCGCCUUCAAGACGUCCUGGGGAUUCAAGACGCCCGGCGUGCAGCGCGGUAAGAUGCUCUUUAAGCUCGCGGACCUCAUGGAGCAACGUAUCGACGAAUUUGCUGCACUUGACGCGCUCACGAAUGGGAAGGCCUUCAAGACGGCCCGUGAUCGUGACUGCACUGGUGCCAUCGCAGUCUUACGCUACUAUGCAGGUUGGGCCGACAAGAUCACAGGAAAGACUAUCGAGACAAACGACAACAAAAUGACGUACACGCGGCACGAGCCUAUCGGCGUAGUGGGCCAAAUCAUUCCCUGGAAUGUGCCAAUGUUCUCUCUUUCGCUCAAGAUUGGACCUGCGCUCGCCACCGGGAAUACGGUCGUGCUCAAGCCUUCCGAGCUGACCCCACUCUCCGCGUUGCUCUUCUGCACGCUCGUCGCCGACGCGGGCUUCCCACCGGGUGUGCUGAAUAUCGUGAAUGGAUACGGGGCUACCGCAGGCCAAGCGAUCAGCGAACAUCCUCUGAUAGGCAAGGUCGCCUUCACGGGCAGUACGCUCACGGGGCGUAAGAUUAUGGAGGCGGCGGCGAAGAGCAACUUGAAGCCAGUUACUCUCGAGCUCGGGGGGAAGAGCCCGGUUGUGAUCUUCGACGACGCAGACUUUGAACAGGCGGUGAAGUGGGCGAUCCAUGGGAUUUACUUCAACCACGGGCAGAACUGCUCGGCCGGCUCGCGCAUCUUCGUCCAGGACACUAUCUAUGAUAAGUUCUUACAGGAGUUCACUGCCCGCGCGCAGGCGAUCAAGGUGGGCAACCCGUUCGACCCGGCGACAUACCAGGGACCACAGGUAUCGAAAACGCAAUUCGACCGCAUCAUGGGCUACAUCCAGUCGGGCAAGGACGACGGCGCGACGGUGCACACGGGCGGGAAGCAAAUCGGGACGGAAGGCUACUUCAUCGAGCCGACGAUCUUCACGGACUGCAAGCCGGGCAUGAAGAUCGUGCAAGACGAGAUUUUCGGGCCUGUCGCAUGCGUCUUGAAGUUCGCGACGGAGGACGAAGUCAUCGAGGCUGCUAAUGACACCAGUUAUGGGCUCGCGGCGGGGGUGUUCACGAAGGACAUCGAUCGUGCUAUUCGUGUUGCGCAUGCCCUCGAGGCGGGCACGAUGUGGGUCAAUUGUGCGAAUCAGACAGAGAUUGCUCUGCCUUUCGGUGGGUUCAAGCAGUCGGGGAUCGGCCGGGAGCUGAGCGAGUAUGCGCUCGAAAAUUACACGAAUGUGAAGGCCGUCCAGAUCAAUGUGGGCAUCAGAUUGUAG